AUGGCCCCGCCCCUUCUGGCGGAUUGGCCGCUCCGCCCCUCGGCUCCGCCCCCUCGGGCGGUGAUUGUUGUCCUGCUGGACUCGAAGGAAUCGCAAGCGGAGCUGGGCUGGACCUCGCACCCGUCCAACGGGGUGAUUGUCCUGCUGGACUCGAAGGAAUCGCAAGCGGAGCUGGGCUGGACCUCGCACCCGUCCAACGGGUGGGAAGAGAUCAGCGGCGUGGAUGAGAAUUACAAGCCCAUACGCACCUACCAGGUCUGCAACGUCAUGGAGCCAAACCAGAACAACUGGCUGCAGACAGGCUGGAUCGCCAGGCGCGACGGGCAGAGGAUCUUCAUCGAGCUGAAGUUCACUCUGCGGGACUGCAACAGCAUCCCCGGGGUGACAGGCAGCUGCAAGGAGACCUUCAACCUCUACUACGUCGAGUCUGACUCCGACCUGGGCCGCAGCGUCCACGAGAGCAAGCACACCAAGAUCGACACCAUCGCUGCUGAUGAGAGCUUCACGCAGGGCGACCUGGGGGAGCGUAAGAUGAAGCUGAACACGGAGCUGAGGGAGAUUGGGCACCUCACCAAGAGAGGUUUCCACCUGGGUUUCCAGGAUGUGGGCGCCUGCGUGGCGCUGGUCUCCGUGCGGGUUUAUUACAAGAAGUGCCUGGCCACCCUGCAGAACCUGGCCCUGUUUCCAGACACGGUGGCGGAGACGGCCUUCGCGACGUUGGUGGAAGUGAAGGGCACUUGUGUGGCUCACGCCGAGGUGGAUGUGGACAAUCCCCCCCGGAUGCACUGCAGCGCGGAGGGCGAGUGGCUGGUCCCCAUCGGGAAGUGCACGUGUGGUCCCGGCUUCGAGGAGAAGGACGGGGGAUGCAGAGCUUGCCUUCCUGGAUUUUACAAGCUUUCGCUCCGUCUCCCUCUCUGCUCUCCUUGCCCUGAGCACAGCUUCACGCAUGAGGAAGCCUCCACGUUCUGUUCCUGCCAGAAGAACUACUCCAGGUCCCCGUCAGACCCACCAUCUGCCUCCUGCACACGUCCUCCCUCCGCCCCGAGGAACCUGGUCUACAGCCUGCGGCAGUCCUCGCUGGUGCUGGAGUGGAGUGCCCCGGCCGACGCGGGCGGCCGCAGUGACCUGACCUACAGCCUGUGGUGCGGCCGGUGCCCCCCGGCCCUGCGGGGCCGCUGCGAGCAGUGCGGCAACGGCGUGGGCUUCCUGCCGCAGCAGACGGGGCUGGUGGACCGCACCGUCACCCUGGUCAACCUCCUGCCUCACGUCAACUACACCAUCCGCGUGGUGGCCCUCAACGGCGUCUCGGCCGUCAGCCCGCUCCCGGGGCAGCAGUACGCCGAGGUCAACGUCUCCACCGGCCUCGCAGCGCCAGCUCCCAUCACUGACAUCCGCGCGGAUAAAGUUGAGCAGAAGAGCAUCUCCCUGUCGUGGCAGGAGCCGGGCUUCCCGGCCCCCAACGGCACCGAGUACGAGGUCAAGUACUACGAGAAGGAUCAGAGAGAUCAAAGUUACUCGACUGUGAAAACCACAUCAAAAGCCGUGACGGUCAAUAACCUGAAGCCUGGCACCCUCUAUAUUUUCCAAAUCCGAACAUCCUCCUCGCCGGAGUACGGGAACUACAGCCCGAGUAUCGAGGUGGAGACACUGGCGGAGUUGACAGUGGCCUCCAGCGAGCAGAACCCCGUCCUCAUCAUCGCGGUGGUGGCCAUCGCGGGGCUGACGGUGCUGGUGUCCAUGGUGAUCGGCGUCAUGGUCUGGAGGAGGCAGUGUGGGUACAGCAAAGCCAGCCAGGACGGGGACGAGGAGCUCUACUUCCACUUUAAAAUACCAACCAGGAGGACGUACAUCGACCCGGACACUUGUGAAGACCCCAUGCAGGCCGUGCACCUCUUUGCCAAAGAGCUGGAUAAUGCUAGUAUUAAAAUUGAGAGGAUCAUCGGGACAGGGGAGUUUGGAGAAAUCUGCCGGGGGUGCCUGAAGCUGCCCAGCAAGAGGGAGCUGCCUGUGGCCAUCCAGACCCUGCGUGCUGGCUGCUCCGAGAAGCAGCAACGCUCCUUCCUGGCCGAGGCUUGCACCAUGGGCCAGUUCGACCACUCCAACAUCAUCCGCCUGGAGGGGGUCGUCACCAGAGGGAGCACCAUGAUGAUAGUGAUGGAGUACAUGGGCAACGGCACGCUGGACUCCUUCCUCAGGAAACACGAGGGCCAGUUCUCAGCCGCCCAGCUGGUUGGCAUGUUGCAGGGGAUUGCCUCUGGCAUGAAGUACCUGGCAGAGAUGGGUUACAUCCAUAAAAGCCUGGCCGCACACAAAGUCCUGGUGAACAGCAGCCUGGCCUGCAAAAUAACUGGUUUCAGACGGCCACAGGACGACAAGAUGGAGACCAUCUUCUCCACCAUGCGAGGGAAGAGCCUGGUGCUGUGGUUGGCCCCCGAAGCCAUCCAGUAUCACCACUUCAGCCCGGCCAGUGACGUGUGGAGCUUCGGCAUCGUCAUGUGGGAAGUGAUGUCCUACGGGGAGCGACCCUACUGGGACAUGUCCAACCAGGACGUGAUGAAGGCUGUGGAGGACGGGUUCCGCCUGCCUGCCCCAGUGAACUGCCAACCACCGCUCCACCAGCUCAUGCUGGACUGCUGGCAGAAGGACCGCAGCCAGAGACCCAAGUUCUCCCACAUCCACAACAUCCUGAGCAAGAUGGUGCAGAGCCUGGAACCCCCGCAGUGCCCCAGCUCCACCUGCAGCAGGUCCCACAGCACGUCCAUCCCCCUCACCGAGCGCACCUUCUCGGCCUUCCCGUCUUUCGGCUCCGUGGGCGAGUGGCUGGAAGCGAUAGAGAUGGGCAGGUACAAAGACAACUUCACCGCCGCGGGCUACUGCUACCUGGAGUCGGUGGCCAGGAUGACAGCCCAAGAUGUCCUCAGCCUGGGGAUCACGCUGGCGGAGCACCAGACCACCAUCCUGAGCGGGAUCCAGACGCUGCGAGCCCAGGUGAUCCAGAUGCACGGCCGAGGAGUGCAGGUGUGAAGCAGCCCCCCGAGGUGCAGAGCAGGGACCUGGCACCCCCGGGGAGGGGACAAGAGCCGGCCCCGAACCGCACCGAGUCUCGGAAACGUCGUGGUUUCAGAUGGGCUGUAGAAAUCACCAGGCUGCUGUCAUUCCACGUGGUGGGAGAGCAGGGCUUCCUGACCCCUGAGCCAGGGAAGCUGAGGAUUCCCAGGACGUGUGUGUCGUGCCUGGUGGACGUGGCUCUCCCCAGCACUGUUUUGUAAGCUGAGUCAAACUGUAACGAUGCCAUUUCCUAUGGUAAUUAGGUGAACAGGGUGGAUGGACAUUUGUGCACUGUCUUAAUCCAGAGCUGAGCAUUUUCGUAUCUAGCAUCCUACUGGUGAGAUCCAUGGGUAUUUUUAUAUACAAGGUGACAUGUUCUAGCAACCCCACAAGGAGCUUUUAUUGCUUUUAUUUUUAGAGACCAGAGCACAGCUCACACCCAGCGCCCACUUCUGGAAGGUGACUUUCCCCAUCUGCUCUGCUGAAAGGAAACUCUUUCCCAGCCGGGUCCCUUCUGCUCCAAGAGUUACUUCACUGAGUCUUGACGCCACAGUUGGUGAACAAAACCCAACUUUUGCCUCUCUUCCCUGCCUCCUGCCUUGUGGUCAGUGGGCAGAGUGUCCCACAUCUUGCCUUUGGGCUUCCUGGGCAGCUGUGAUGGGCUCUGAGCCCUUCCCUGGGCUGACACCAGAGCCUGGGCUCUCCCUGCUGUCAGCUCAGCUGGAGCAUCCAAGGUGUCCACUCUGCCUCAGAGCAGGAGAUGGAUGAGUGCUCUUCCCUCUCCAGCUCUGGAAGCUUUUGCAGAGAAAAAGGUUGUUGUUUUUUUUUUUUUUUUUUUUUGAACAGCACUUAAUUCAACCCACAGCAGCAGGAAGGAACCUCCCAAUUCAGCCAGAAAUGGGAUGAAAACCUAGGAACUGGUUUGGAGUCAGAGACAGCGGGCAUGGCUGUGCUUUGGGUGGACACCUCCGG
Molecule: messenger RNA, 4020 nt
Organism: Calidris pugnax (ruff)
Lineage: Eukaryota; Metazoa; Chordata; Aves; Charadriiformes; Scolopacidae
Gene: EPHA10
Product: EPH receptor A10
Exons: 18
Coding region: 1-3024 (1007 amino acids)
Biological process (GO): protein phosphorylation; axon guidance; cell surface receptor protein tyrosine kinase signaling pathway
Cellular component (GO): plasma membrane; neuron projection
Molecular function (GO): transmembrane-ephrin receptor activity; protein binding; ATP binding
Source: RefSeq, a predicted model, not a curated record